This is a messenger RNA of Debaryomyces hansenii CBS767, 2718 nucleotides long. Its product is annotated as DEHA2B13178p. The record is from RefSeq and is a predicted model, not a curated record. Gene Ontology annotation, molecular function: calcium-activated cation channel activity. The transcript has a single exon. Bases 1 to 2718 code for a protein of 905 amino acids. NCBI's taxonomy places the organism in Eukaryota, Fungi, Ascomycota, Pichiomycetes, Serinales, Debaryomycetaceae. Gene Ontology annotation, cellular component: plasma membrane.
AUGGCUAGUAGUGACGACGCAGCUGACACAUCUGUGUCUACAUUUAUUUCCACGUUAAUACCAACAUUGGUUAUUGCUAUUAUAUUUUAUUUAGCAUUCAUUGGUAUCAGAAAGAAACAACAAAGAGUUUAUGAACCAAGAAAUGUUGUCGAAACCGUGUCGCCAGACUUGAAGCCUGGUGAAUCUCCAGCUGGAUUUUUUGGAUGGGUAUCCUUUUUAUUACACAAGCCAGAAACAUAUAUUAUUCAACAGGCCGGUGUUGAUGGCUACUUUUUUAUUAGAUUUCUUUUCGAAUUCGCGACUAUUUGUUUGAUGGGAUGCUGUAUUUUAUGGCCAAUUUUGUUCCCUAUAAAUGCAACAGGUGGUAACGGUAACGAGGGAUUUAAUAUUUUAUCAUAUUCUAAUGUUAAAGAUAAGAAUAGAUUCUUCGCUCAGAUUUUCUUGAGUUGGGUCUUCUUUGGUGCUGUAUUAUUUUUGAUUUACCGUGAAUUAGUCUAUUACACCACCUUUAGACAUGCUCUUCAAACAACUCCUUUAUACGAUUCAUUAUUGUCUUCAAGAACCUUGUUAUUAACUGAAGUUCCUGAAAACUUAUUGAAGGAAACUGAGUUGAGAGGUUUCUUUCCUACUGCCACUAAUGUGUGGUAUGCUCGUGAUUACACUGAAUUAACUAAAAAGGUCAAGGAAAGAAAUAAGCUUACCAGCAAGUAUGAAGGUACUUUGAACAAGACAAUUACGAAGGCUGUCAAAAUCAGAAACAAGGCAUUGAAAAAGAACAAGGAACCUCCUUUACCAGCUGAUGAUUUAGACAAAUACUUGAAGGAUGGUAAGAAAAGACCAAGUCAUAAGUUGAAAUUCUUAAUCGGUAAGAAGGUUGAUACUUUGACUUAUUGUCCUGAAAGAUUAGGAGAAUUAAACACUGAGGUCAAGAAAGAUCAGGCUCAACAUAAUGCUAACACUCAAAUUCCAUCUGUUUUCAUUGAAUUCCCAACGCAAUUAGAAUUGCAAAAAGCCUACCAAGCUAUUCCUUAUAACAAGGAAUUAGGAAGCUCUAAGAGAUUUACAGGUUUGACCCCAGACGAUGUGAUCUGGGAAAAUUUACAUUUGACAUCUUCGAAAAGGAGAGUCAAGAAGAUAAUCGCUUCUACCGUGUUAACUUUGAUGAUUAUUUUCUGGUGUAUUCCUGUUGCUGUUGUUGGUGCUAUUUCUAAUAUUAAUACUUUAAUUGAAUAUGCACCAUGGUUAGAAUUUAUCAACAAUUUACCUUCUAAACUUUUAGGUCUUAUUACUGGUCUUUUGCCUGUCGUUGCUUUGGCUGUUUUGAUGUCUUUGAUUCCACCUUUCAUUAAGAAAAUGGGUAAAGUUAGCGGUUGUAUGACUGUUCAACAAGUGGAGUCCUAUUGUCAAGCUUGGUUUUAUGCAUUUAAUGUUGUACAAGUAUUUUUGGUCAUGGCUUUAUGUUCGUCUUCUAUGUCAGCUGUUCCUGCUAUUGUUGGAGAUCCAUCUUCUCUUAUGCCAUUGUUGGCCGAGAAAUUACCUGCAUCGUCAAAUUUCUAUAUAGCUUACUUUUGCUUACAAGGUUUAACGAUUACUUCCGGUUUAUUAUUGCAGAUUGUUGCGUUGAUCUUAUCUAAAAUCUUGGGUAGAAUUUUAGAUGGUACGCCAAGAGCUAAAUGGAACCGUUGGAAUACUUUAGGUCAACCGUUCUGGUCAAUUAUUUACCCUAAUUAUCAAUUAUUAUGUGUAAUUGCAUUUUCGUAUGCUAUAAUUGCUCCAUUAAUUUUAGGGUUUGCGUUUGUUACUUUCGUAUUCCUUUAUUGUGUUUACAUGUAUACGUUAGUCCACGUUUUACAACCAAACAAGACAGAUGCUCGUGGUAGAAACUAUCCAAGUGCAUUAUUACAAUUAUUUGUUGGACUCUAUUUAGCUGAAAUUUGUCUUACUGCAAUGUUUGUUUUCGGUAAGAAUUGGGCUGCUGUCGCUUUAGAAGGUAUUAUGAUUGGGGUUACUGCUCUUUGCCAUAUCUACUAUAAAUGGAAGUUCUUACCAUUAUGGGAUGUUGUUCCUGUAUCUGCUAUUAGAUAUACUGCUGGUGAUGGAACAUACCAAUAUCCAAUGCAUGACCAAGGCCGUAAGGAAAUUAAGAUUGAAGGUGAAAACUACUGGCAAGGUGGAAAUCAAUUGGGCUUAACAGGUGACCACGAUCAACAAGUGUUACCUAACAUUCAUGAAAAGGAUGCCUACUUGGCAACUGGUUCUGAUUCACUCAUUAAUGAUGGUACUAACCAAUCUAAGGUAACUACUGACUCUAAGCAACCAAUCAAUAGAAAUAAUGUUGUUGACGAGAAGGCGAUUGAAAGCUCUGGAAUAAGGAAUAAUGUUCCUACUUCUAAGCCAGAAGGCUCUGCAAUUACAAGAUUCUUCAAGCCUAAGUUACAAUCGUUUGACUUUGUUAGAGAUAACAUGCCACAAGCAUAUUUCAACUACAUUGAGUACAAUCCUGAUUUUAUUAGAAACGCUUAUGAAGAUCCUGUUGUUAAUGACGAAGAGCCACACAUCUGGAUCGCUAGAGACGAAAUGGGAUUAUCUGAAAUUGAAAAGAACAAGGCUUUAGAAAACGGAGUCGAUGUUUCAGACGACAAUGCUAUUUACAACGAGAAGGGUGAACUUAUUUACACUGGAGCUCCACCUUCGUAUGAAGAAGCUUUGAAGGUCUAA